AUGUCAACCCACGACACGGAGGCGGUGGCGGCCAUCCCGAUAGCUGUGAUACGGCCUGGGAUCCGCCACUCCACCCUUUCCAUGGAGGCACGCGAACAGAACCACUUGGCUAUCGGGAUGAGCGGCGAGAAGUACUUGGUAGUGCAUCCAACGUACUCGCUGGCGCCGAACUUGUACAACCGCCGCAUGCUUAGUGCAGUGCUGUUGGUGCUGCUGGAGGUGGGCGUUUUCCUUCUCGUGUUUCUAGGCUUGUGCACGCCAUUCAUCACUGUGCACAAACGGAGAUAUUUCGCCAUGUUGGGCGGCCACGGCGGGUCCAUGACGGACCCGCCCGGCCGAAACGGAUCACUGAUUGCGUACUCGGUGUUGAUCAUCGUACUCUUCGUUUUUUCACUCAUCCUCUCUAUUGUCGUGGCGCUCUGCGUGCGAUGUGACCAGCGGGCGCGCGUGGGCGAAGAGUUGUUCAACCGGGAACUGCUGGUGCUGUACGGCGCGCAGGUGCACGAUGAUGGACGCGUGUACAGCGCUAGUGGUGAGCCGAGCGCUUUCAAGGACGAGGGUAUGUGGGGUCCGUGCUGCGGGUUCGAGGUGAAUGAGCGGUCACGACGGUCGCGAAACACGCGAUUCUCGUGCUUGCAGUGCUUCAUGUUAACCCUCAGCCUAAUCCUGCAGAGCGGCACUGUGUACAACAUGAGGUGGAUGCACAGUAUUGCCGUGGCGAGUGGCGAGACCGUCACAUAUGGGAAGGGCUUCUGCGAGACCCUCUUCGCGUUGGUAUUGAGAGUUCUUCAGCUUCUCUUUUACGGCUACAUGGCAUUCCAUAUGCUGUAUAUUGGUUCCCAUCGAAACAUGCCGCGCUGCCAGCUCAUUCAUGCGUCCCGUAGCCGCGCAGUCGAUAUACUUCCGACCCAAGACGAGGCCGCCAGCUCUGGUGACCAGCUUGCAAAAGCGAACUCGGCGACCGACUAUCUGUCCAAGCCGCGAUACAGCGCUGCCGACAGGGAGGGCGAUCGCGAGAUGGAGAUCAUUCCAAACUCGCAAACCACGCUGAACUCGUGCUCCUGA
Messenger RNA from Leishmania mexicana MHOM/GT/2001/U1103, 1065 nucleotides. RefSeq lists its product as hypothetical. Lineage: Eukaryota; Euglenozoa; Kinetoplastea; Trypanosomatida; Trypanosomatidae. The coding region runs from base 1 to 1065 and encodes 354 amino acids. The record is from RefSeq and is a predicted model, not a curated record. The transcript has a single exon.